GUGUCUGCCCAGCAAAACAAAAAAGAGCAGAAAAAGAACCCGGGGCACCCUUGCUUUCUCCUGCCUUCCAAGGUUCUUUUUAGCACCGCCUCAUAUGCGUGAGCACGGAGCACGGGUAACACACCUUAUGUAACCUUGGGUACCUAGCAGCCUAGGUAGGCGGCAAGCAAGGCAGGCCAGGCAGGUCCGGCAGGGGAACAAGGGUAAGAAGCAUUGAUUUCAAAAUGAUUGCAAAUCCCCGGAGCUCCCCCCAUAGCUGAACAACAACUUCAUCAUUGUUUAAACAUCUCCCUCAUAUUUUAUCUCAGCCGCUUACGUUUAUCUUUACUCAGCAUAGAAACGCCACGCGACUUCUUCAAUUGUCUAAUAUUCGAUCCUAAUAUCGGAGCAAUUAACCAGAUGGCAUUCCAACUAUGACGCCGCUGAUCGUCCGCGCUUGGUUGUUCCCAUUGGGAUAAAUCUAGCCAGCAACGGUAGUAAAUUAUACCAACGACGGUAUUAGCAACAGCGGCCAUGUCUCGUAUUCACCUUAGAUCAAACUACCGUCGUCAUAAUCAGCAUCAGCAUCAGCAUCAAACACAACAACAACAACAACAAUGAACUCAUCUAAAAACUCGAGUGAGACCAAGAGGGGUCAUAACGCCUUUCAUCUUCCACCAUCCGAUCCUGAAUUGAUCUCUAAGAUACCAAGAAUUCUACCACACGAGCGCGUUUUUCCUAUCCAAAUAGGAACUGAGCUCUUCAAACUAUCCGGGGCCUCCCUAUCUUCUGACGCCCCAUCAUAUUUCUCACAAUACUUCCAAUGCCAGAUUAAGCAAGCUGAGGAAUCUAAGGAAGAUCUAACGACAGGUAUACGGACCCUCUACAUAGAUAGGGAUCCGAUCACAUUUAGAGACAUAUCUCUUCAUUUGCAAGGCUACCAUGUCUCCCCACGCGAUGGGACGCACUUUGUGCGACUCUUCGCCGAUGCUCAAUUUUAUACAUUACCCAAGUUAAUGUCACAGCUUUACGAGGAAUCCAUUUUCAUCUCUAUCGGUCAUCGCGAAUUCCAAAUCCCUCGUGAUAUUUUUACUGGGCCUGGAAACUCGCCCAACUUCUUUUCCUUGGGAUUUGGUGUUUUCUUUUCAUCGCGCGACGAAAUAUUUCCUGGGCUCGAUCGGGAAAAUCUAAUCCGGCCGCCUUCUAUUAUGCCACCCUCCGUUCCAAAUCGAUCCGCCGAUACUUUCUACGAAAUAUUACACCUUCUACGCGGGUAUCCAGUACGUAUUCGUGAUGAGGAGCACCGAGCUUCCUUACUCCGCGAUUGCCGAUACUUCAACUUCAAGGGUUUAGAGCAGAAGUUGAUCCCGCAUCAUAUUAACUAUAACUUAGCUCGAAGGCGAUGGGAGAUUACUCUUAGGCUCGAGGACAUUUUGAAAUCAGGCAUCUCUAUUGCUACUGACGUUAUGACGCCUGGCGGUAGCGUGGAGCCCGUCUCGGGAUGGGUGAAUUAUAUGCGUCCAUACGAAGAUGACAAGCAACACGAACUUAUCCUCGAGAUCGGCGGUGAAAACACAAAGUUGCAUCUCAAUAUUAUGCGGGCAGAGUUCUUCGGCCAGGUCAAGAUCCGCGUAGCGAGGCUAUUUGAAGUAAUCGCUACUAAACUUAACCUACCGCCAACGACUCAGCCUUUAGGACUCCUGAUGGCGUCGGGCGGGGCUAGCAGCCAACCGGCAACUCCGGGGAAUACUCCAUUAAGUGAAGACCUAGUCCGGGUAGUAAUUGAACCUGAAACACAUAUUCUCCUAGACGGAAAGACAUACAACAAUUUUACCGAAGUUGACGAAGUCGCGGUGGCCAUGUCAGCCUCAUCAUCGAUGGGCCACGGUGGGGAUCAAGACUCGCCGCUAUCUAGUAUAGGAGGAUAUCUCGGACCAUCCAGGAAGAGGAGGCGUAUAGAUCUAUCGAACCAUAUAUCAGACGAAUGGAUAGUUCGUACGGGGCAAUGGAGGCUCCGAAUCCAGGGAUCAAGGAAUGGUAAGAGCGCUAUCGAAUGUGUGCUUGUGGCUGUCAAGCUCGAGGCGUUUAGUACCGAGCAGGCCAGAAAUGCCCAGCGGGGGUUCUUAAGGGGUUGACACAUGUAGCCUGGUAACCCAUGAAAGGAAGAUGUGCACCGCGCGAUGGAAGAUGGUAAUUUUAGGGGGUAUCUAUCAAUCCACAUAGGUAUGGGAUGUGGGUGUGGAUGUGUACUAUCUACCUACCCGAUUUGAAUUUGUUGUUAUUUAUGUUUAUAUAAGCGUAUGAUUUCAAUAAAAAAUGCAUUAUCUGUUCCAGCUGGGGAUGGUCUGAUGAAGCGCUGUAUCGUUUGAGAUGUUCGUUGGGGCUAAUUUGCGCUGUAUACACCACCAACCCUACGAACUUACUAGCUAUUUUCAUUUAAUAAGUUAAGUCGCGGGUCUAUCCAUUUGAGCUCCCCCCAGCUAAAUACAUAGAUAAUGUAGGAGACGGGCUUUCAACAGUCAAUUAUUGGCGAGAUUUCGGUAAUGAUGUUAGUGAUAUCCAACCGAUUAGAAUAAAGAUAGCAUUGAUGAUUAAAGACAACAGGAAAACAUCGCAAUUAAUUACUUAUUAUAAGAAAUAAUUAUAUUGUUUGGUUCUCUCACUGCGAUACAGAUCCAAAUCCUACAGCUCCUACCAAACC
Messenger RNA from Hypoxylon trugodes, 2680 nucleotides. RefSeq lists its product as uncharacterized. The transcript has 3 exons. NCBI's taxonomy places the organism in Eukaryota, Fungi, Ascomycota, Sordariomycetes, Xylariales, Hypoxylaceae. The coding region runs from base 597 to 2114 and encodes 505 amino acids. The record is from RefSeq and is a predicted model, not a curated record.